Alternaria viburni is the source of this 318-nucleotide messenger RNA. RefSeq lists its product as uncharacterized. The coding region runs from base 1 to 318 and encodes 105 amino acids. The record is from RefSeq and is a predicted model, not a curated record. NCBI's taxonomy places the organism in Eukaryota, Fungi, Ascomycota, Dothideomycetes, Pleosporales, Pleosporaceae. The transcript is spliced from 3 exons.
AUGCCCGUCUCCUCCUCCGAGCUCGCCGAGGGCAUCCACCUCGCCCGCCGCGAACUCAGGUUCGCCCAUGCCGCCCGCCGCCGGCACGUGCAGUGCGGCACGUGGAGCGUCGACGAAGACCUGGCGCUUCGGCGCACCAUCCGCCUCUGCCGGCGCGCGCUGGCCGCCUUCCUCCCCGCCUACUGGGUGGCCCUCGAGCUCGAGGCCAAUUUCCAACAGCCGCCCGGCCCCCCUCCUCGCGCCCUCGCCGCCAUGGCUGCCCUUCGGGGACAAGAUGACCUCGGGCGGAAACUUUGGGCCCUAGGCCAGACGAUUUGA